Amblyraja radiata (thorny skate) is the source of this 1550-nucleotide messenger RNA. It is a transcript of the gene ilk, whose product is annotated as integrin-linked kinase. Gene Ontology annotation, cellular component: stress fiber; focal adhesion. Gene Ontology annotation, biological process: cell-matrix adhesion; substrate adhesion-dependent cell spreading; integrin-mediated signaling pathway. The record is from RefSeq and is a predicted model, not a curated record. NCBI's taxonomy places the organism in Eukaryota, Metazoa, Chordata, Chondrichthyes, Rajiformes, Rajidae. Gene Ontology annotation, molecular function: protein binding; protein serine/threonine kinase activity; ATP binding.
CAUGUCAGCACCCUGCCCCCAAUACCAUGUGUCCGCUCCCCCAUCCCUCCCUCCCCCCGUGCACCAAUCUAACUGUUCCCCCUGCAGCGAUGACCACGGGUUCAGCCCCCUGCACUGGGCGUGUCGCGAGGGCCGCUCCAACGUGGUGGACAUGCUGAUCAUGCGUGGGGCACGCAUCAACGUGAUGAACCGCGGCGACGACACGCCCCUGCACCUGGCCGCCAGCCACGGGCACCGUGACAUCGUGCAGAAGCUGAUCCAGUGCAAGGCAGACGUGUGCGCGGUGAAUGAACACGGCAACACGCCGCUACACUACGCCUGUUUCUGGGGCCACGACGAGGUGGCGGAGGACCUGGUGAGCAGCGGGGCCCUGGUCAGCAUCUGCACCAAGUACGGGGAGACUCCACUGGACAAGGGCAAAGUUCACCUGCGGGAACUGCUGAAGGAGCGCGCAGAGAAGCUGGGUCAGAGUCUGACCAAAGUUCCCUACAAGGACACGUUCUGGAAAGGAACCACCCGCACACGACCAAGGAACGGGACCCUGAACAAACAUGCCGGCAUCGACUUCAAACAGCUCACCCUCACUCACAAGAUGAACGAGAACCACUCUGGAGAGCUGUGGAAGGGUCGGUGGCAGGGGAAUGACGUGGUGGUGAAAAUGCUGAAGGUGCGAGACUGGAGCACCCGGAAAAGCCGCGACUUCAACGAGGAGAACCCCAAACUCAGGAUCUUCUCACACCCGAACGUGCUGCCGGUUCUAGGGGGAUGCCAGUCCCCGCCCGCCCCCCACCCCAUCAUCAUCACCCAUUGGAUGCCGUACGGAUCCCUCUACAACGUGCUGCACGAGGGCACCAACUUCGUGGUGGACCAGAGCCAGGCGGUGAAGUUUGCGUUGAACAUUGCGCGAGGCCUGGCGUUCCUGCACACACUGGAGCCGCUCAUCGCCCGGCAUUACCUCAACAGCCGCAGCAUCAUGAUCGACGAGGACAUGACAGCCCGCAUCAGCAUGGCCGAUGUCAAGUUCUCCUUCCAGUGUCCUGGACGCAUGUACGCCCCCGCCUGGGUUGCACCUGAGGCUCUACAGAAGACGGAGGAGAUUAACCGUCGGUCAGCGGACAUGUGGAGUUUCGCCAUCUUGCUGUGGGAGCUGGUGACCCGCGAGGUUCCCUUCGCCGACCUAUCCAACAUGGAGAUCGGCAUGAAGGUGUCUCUGGAGGGUCUGCGGCCCACCAUCCCACCGGGCAUCUCCCCGCACGUGUGCAAGCUGAUGAAGAUCUGCAUGAACGAAGACCCCGCCAAGAGACCAAAGUUUGACAUGAUCGUGCCCAUCAUGGAGAAGAUGCAGGACAAGUAGCGGCCGCGGGCACCGGAUAACCCACCCCCCCACCCUCGCCAACCCCACCAGCCUUACAGCACCAGAACCUCACACAGCCGGGAAGCCUCACCCAGCCAGGCCCACCGACCCCUUCCCACCCACUCCCCACUGUGACCUGUACCGACCCCCCUCCCUCAGUAACCAGUGUCACAGUGUUCCCCCCCCCCCCCCCCCC